UGCUGAACCACUACAAAGUCACUUUCAUCUUUACUUUUAUUUAAGUUAAAGGACUUGCGAAUUGUUUUGAGACUAAUUUUCUUCAUUAUGACAAGUUACCAAGUCUGGCUGAUCAGCAGUGCUCGUGGUGAUAUAGCCCUAACACAUGCAGAGCAGCUUCUGCUUCAUUUACGUGUUUUAUCCAGCCUCAUUUAACUUCAAGAGCCAUUUCCCAACAGAGGCCGCGGUGCCCCGCUCCCGGCGCGGGCCUCUCCUUUCCCGGGCACCUCGACGGCGCGGCCCGGCCUGCGCCGGCAUCCGGGCUGGGCGGCUAGCAGCCUCCCAGGCGACGGAGCGGGACUCACCGAGCCGGAGGAGGAGGAGGAGGAGGAGGAGCUGGCGCUGCUGUUGCUCCGGCGGGGCCCGGCCCGGCUCCGGCUCCCUCCCUCCCUCACCGUGCCGCCGCCGCCUCCCUGUUCCUGGCGCCGCCGCCGCUUCCUCCGCCUCCUCUGCCCCCACCCCUCCGUCCUCCGAGGGGCGCACGGGGGCGGCGAGCCCGCGAUGGCCGCAGCCUGCCGCAGGCCGCGUUCAGCCCGGCGGCGGGGGCGGCGGGGCCCGGGCCGCCCGCCCGAGUCCUGCCGAGUCCUGCCUCCGCCUCCCCGCUUGUCCCUGCCGGGGCGGCCGGGCCCCUUCUUCCCUUCCUUUCCCUUCCCUUCGUUCCUUUCCCCGCCCCUGGGCUCCGCCGCUCCGCGCCGCGGGGCUCGGGCAGGCCGCGGAGAGCCUGCGGGGGGCGGCCGGCGCCUGCUCGGGGCCUUCCCUAGCGCCCGGCCCCUUUUCUCCCCCGGCUGCUGAAGGCUCUCCUUGCCUGUGGAACCUCAUAAAUAAAGUGCACAGCGAGCUACUUCAUUUAUUUCCUCUCUGUGUGUCUCUUUCUUUCCCCAGUUUUUGGGCGACUCCGCUCGUGCUGAACCCCCUGAGGAGCUCCCCACACACACCCCCACAGGCUGACCCCUCCGAUGUCUCCGUGCCCUCUUCGCCUCCCUCGGCCUGAGAGCGAUGUGCGAGAAGAGGCAUUUUCACGCUGAACUUUGCUUCACGGAUUGCCCAGAGUGCCGCUAAACUCCAGCCACAUCAGCUGUGCCACAGAAACUUCAGCCAAGCAGGCUGCUUGCUUGCUUGCCGGUCCCUUUUCGAAAA
Cygnus olor (mute swan) is the source of this 1176-nucleotide messenger RNA. RefSeq names its product translation initiation factor IF-2-like. The transcript is spliced from 2 exons. The record is from RefSeq and is a predicted model, not a curated record. NCBI's taxonomy places the organism in Eukaryota, Metazoa, Chordata, Aves, Anseriformes, Anatidae. Bases 146 to 1030 code for a protein of 294 amino acids.